AUGAGCUCUGAAAGGGUCUCGGACGAAGUGUGCCUCCGGUACGAACCAGUGGAGGUUCUCGGCGUUGGGAGUUUUGGUACGGUGGAGAAGUGCACGGUACAUGCAGGGGACGAACAGUUGCCUGGAUUUGUGGCUCGGAAGACAAUCUCUUGGGGCGAAGGCAGCAGUCUCAACCAGGAGGAGGUUCUCUAUGAGAAGGAGGCUUUGGAAGGCAUCGCCCCUCACGACGGCAUUGUUCAACUUCUGGAUAGUUGGGUGAGCGAGACCGAGCUCUAUCUAGUCUUCGACUACUGCGAGAACAGUGAUCUCCUUAACUACGCUAGCGCGCAUCCACUUGACAAUGAUACGCUCUGGUCUAUCCACGUACAGGUCAUGGAGAUUAUCAGACAUAUUCAUAGUCAAGGUUACAUCUUCUUCGACGUAAAACUAGAGAACAUUCUGGUUGUGGAGGCGAAUCCGAUUAAGGUCAAAUUCGCGGACUUCGGCGGCGCAUGCCCUGUGGAAGAGCUAGGCUUACGACCUCUCCUCUCAAGUCGCGUAUACGCAGCCCCCGAGAUACGCAACCCCAGGCUGUGGCCUACGAUUGGUCCGGAAUGCGACUACUUCGCCUGGAACAUCAGUCUGUUUGUUUUGGCGGUCACUUCGAGGUUCUGGCAAGGUGGUGGUCCGACGAUUGAUCAGUGCCUUACCUCGUUCUUGGGCGGAUCCUCGCGUACACUACACGUUGAGUACAUUCCAGCGCAGAACGCCCGCGAAAGUCUCUUCCUUGAAUUCCUGACCGAAGCCAAUGUCUCGUCUCCCGAGCACCGCGCGCGAUGCAUGUCGACGCACCGCUGGGUCACGGAGGUCCCUGCCUCCGUCUCCACAGCGGAAGGCCCAAUCCCUUCUUCCGCUUCUACUAUUUCCACCGCCUCUUCGCCUCCUCCGCAGGUGUCAUCCCCAACGCAGCGUGCCGGUCGCCAUGUUCCCGCUCGUUCCCCAUCGGCUCCUCAGCAACGGGCAAGGACAUCUUCUCCAGAGCCCUCGGCACGCAGAGCAUCCACAAAGCGGACCGGCGUCGAGAAGUGUCUAGAGAAGGAGAAGGUCGGCAAGAGCUCGGGCGUGGGCUCAACCGCGGGGAGAAGGGUGGCUUCUGCUCGCAAGAAGGCGGCCAAGACUUGCUCUAUGAGUCCUGUACCAGAGGCAGGCGGUCCCGCUCAGGCUGUCUUGAAGCUAAGGGCAACACGUCCCCGCAGGAGUUACAAGUACUGA
This is a messenger RNA of Peniophora sp. CBMAI 1063, 1251 nucleotides long. The record is from the annotation of a GenBank genome assembly. NCBI's taxonomy places the organism in Eukaryota, Fungi, Basidiomycota, Agaricomycetes, Russulales, Peniophoraceae.